AUGCGACCACCAUACAAUGUGAAAGGAUUCACGUACACAUGCAAGGAUGUCUUACUGCGAUUACACAAACGCCACCUGGAGUAUUUUGUGCACUUCUGGUCUCCUUAUCUCCGUAAGGAUGUUUUAGCUAUGGAUCAAAUAAAAACCAAAAGAACUGUGGAUGCUGUAAAUGAAGAGCAAGGUCAGGGGUUGCUGCUGGUGGUGAUGGUGGGUGAUGGGUGCGGAGUGGGUCUAGCAGCAUCUGUGAAGAAAAUUAACCUGAUGGCAAUUCUGAUCCUCUCUCAGAGGAACUGCGGGCUCUCAAGAUGUAUCACGCUGUACCUGAUAGCAAUGGCGAUGGCUGACUUCUUGGUUGUCAUAUCUGAUGUGCUGUUGAGGUGGCUUAUUAUGUAUUUUCCAGUGUCUUUCCUGGAUAUUACUUAUAUCUGUAGUUUGAUUACCGUGUUCAUUUCUGCAGCUACGGUGAAUUCUGUCUGGUUGACUGUUGCUUUCACCUUUGAUCGAUUUGUGGCUAUUUGCUGCCAGAAAUUUAAAACCAGAUAUUGCACUGAGAAAACUGCAGCCGUGAUUAUUGGAACAGUGAGCGUGAUGAGUUAUUUGGAAAGUGUUCCCUGGUUUUUCUAUUUCCAAUCCAAGUACAUCUUCAAUAAUCUGCCAUGGUUUUGCAUCACAAAGCCAGAGUAUUACACUUCAACCUUCUGGAUAUUAUAUGUUGCAGUCCAUCGCCUUCUGUCCCCUUUACUGCCAUGCAUUAUUUUGCUUAUUUUGAACACUCUGACUGUAAGACAUAUUGUCAUAGCAAGCAAGGCCCGUAGGAGACUCCAGAAGGACAAGGACAGGGAGAGGACCCGUGACCUGGAGAUGGACAAACGCAGAAAGUCCAUUGUUUUAUUGUUUGCUGUCUCAGGCUGCUUCAUUAUUUUAUGGACUCCUUAUGUGGCAUGUUUCCUAUAUCAACGAAUUGCAGUAAUACAUGAUUAUUCUCCUCUUUCCCCAGCUGCAGGUACGGUCAGUUACAUGCUGCAGCUCUUCAGUACUUGUACAAACACUUGUAUAUACACCGUGACCCAGAGGCAAUUCCGGGAACAGCUGAAAACUGUGAUGAAACUCCCUUUCACUAUCAUUCUCAGAUCCAUCAAUCAGUGA
Chiloscyllium plagiosum (whitespotted bambooshark) is the source of this 1146-nucleotide messenger RNA. The record is from RefSeq and is a predicted model, not a curated record. NCBI's taxonomy places the organism in Eukaryota, Metazoa, Chordata, Chondrichthyes, Orectolobiformes, Hemiscylliidae.